CCGCACGACGCUCCGCGCCAGAAUUUGCGCGAACUUUUUAAAAAUAAAAACAUUGUUUAUGAACUGUGGUUUUUACAUUGAACUUUUAAUUGUGAACUUAAAAUGGACGUUAUGUUUGAAGUGAUUAAAUAAAUUGUUUGAAAAGUGGACUUGUGAUGUUUUGACUGAAGUUUUGCGGAAAACUAUUCAAAAUGGAAAAAAUGAAUCGUAACUUUGUUGUGAAGUGUUUUCUUCUGGUUUUGGCCACGACUCAAAUUGAUGCAGUCCAGAGGUUUGUGGAGAUGCCCACAUACACGGAGGUGAACCCGGGAGAGGACGCGUUGCUCAAAUGCAGGAUAUCCGAGAAAAAGGGCGUGUGCUCCUGGCAAAAGGAUAAUAAGCCAGUGGGCAUCUACCGCGGCAAAUACGAAUGGGCGAACGAGAACAGUCCGAUGGGAGGCGACUGCUCGCUCUGGGUCCGAGCGGCCACUCUCGCCUUGGACGAUGGACAGUGGCAGUGCCAAGUCACUGCUAGCAACUAUGACGUGCAGGAUGCCCUAUCUAGUCCCCCCGCGGCGUUAGCAGUACGUGUACCACCACAAUCGCCCCGGAUUCUGUUUAACGGCACCCUCAUUCUACCGAAUCAGAAUAUCACGGUGCCUGCUGGUUCAAGGGCCACCGUGGUCUGUGAGGCCCGCUACGGCAACCCACCAGCUUACAUCGAGUGGUACUUGGAUAAAGAACGCUUGACCGCUUGGAGUCAAACCAACGCAUCAGAAGUAGAAAGACCUCGAGUCUGGGCAGCGCGAUCAGUUCUCGAACUGGGAGCAACGCGAGCUUCCCACGGCCGACAACUAGCCUGUCGCGCGCACCACCCGUCAUACCCUUCGCCCUACUACCGGGACUCGUACACCAUGCUUGACGUCACUUUCGUCCCAGUGGUUUCCAUCAACGGUGCAGACCCCAGCACACUAGCGAAUCUCGAAGAAGGCAACAGUGCUUUAACUCUCGAGUGCCGCGCCGACGGCAACCCCAGCCCCUACGUGUGGUGGACCAAGAACGGACAAGUCAUCGCUACUAAUGGUGCUAAACUUAUCUUGGCACCGGUCAUGAGGAAUCAUUCGGGAAUCUAUGGUUGCCAGGCAAGAAAUUCAGUCGGAACAUCCGAUUCAGUGAAAAUCGAAAUCGAUGUCAAAUAUCCUCCCAGAGUGACGUGGGUGGGUCCCGAUACCGUGGUUGAGGCCAAUCUCUUCUCCCAAGUAACUCUGGAGUGCAAAGCCGAAGGGAACCCACCGCCCUCCUACCAGUGGUAUCAUAACCCCAACUCAGCCCACCUGAACGCGAUGCCCGAGGACGGGUACCCGAUAUCGUCGACGCCGCAACUUCAGCUCCAGAACGUCUCGUACAGCCAACACGGCCGGUACAUCUGCUUGGCUAUCAACCAGAUUGGAUUGGAAGACCGAACGCAUCAAUCCGAAGCCGUAACGCUGAACGUGCUAGGUCCACCAGUGGGCGCAGAGACGUUAACCGCGAACGCAUGGAGCGGGUCCGAAGCCAAAGUACACGCGACUGUGUGUGCCGACCCUCCACCUCGACGAGCGGCUUGGUUAUGGGGCAGUCUGCGACUGGACGUGCCUUCUACUAUAGGUCGCUACCGAGCACUGGAGCCGACGGGCGCGUUCGGCUGCUAUCGCUACACGCUCCUCAUCUCUGGCACUAGCACAUCUGACGCGCGCGUCUACGUCCUCCACGUGGAGAACGAGCGCGGCUUCUCCUCGCAUGCCGUCUCGCUCACCGUCCACGAUAAUUUUCUAACAGAGACGGCGCACGUGGCCCCGCUGAUCGCUGCGGCGUUAGUGAUUGCGGCGUUGCUGGUCGUCGUGUUCUGCCUGGUCAUCCGGUGCCGGAGAAGGAGAGAGAGCGUUGAAUACAAGACUGAUGAUUUAGAUAGUGAGAAGACGGUGCUCCCAGCGGACGCGGUGUACGCGGGGCAGGCGCCGGCCGCGGCGCCGCGCUACUCGCCCGGCGCGCUGCAGGCAGCGUUGAACUCGCUAGAGAGAGAAGCCAAAGAAAAUGUGUAUGCGGUAUUAGACCCGCAUAUACAAUACGAAAUAACUAUUAAUAAGCACGGAGAACCGCCAAAGCAUUUGUCGCUAUCUAAGCCCCUAACUCACCAAAGAGCACACGCGUUCGACACGCAACUCAAUGAGAUUAAUAAUAACGAAUUCGAAAAUAGAUUCACCACAUUCAAAUCGGGACCGACGAAACUAAGAAAGUCAAAUAGAAGCGACCGACAGAAUAACGAUCGCAGCUACGUGUGCAAAACUAACAACGAUAUCGAAUACUCAAAAGACCCUUACUUUGGCAUCGCAAGAGAUAACCAAAACAGAAAAUCCAAAACCUAUUCUCGCAUGUAUGAACGUAACAAUUCAGGCAAGAAAGACAACAGGAAAACUCAAUUUGCUGAAGAUAAAGAUGCUAAAAAACUAUCGAAUCGCGAUUGGAUUUAUGAAGAAAAUAAGCAUAUUAAUAAAGAACUAGAGAAAGAGCGAUCUUUUGAAGAGCUAAAAGAAGAAAACGACGUAAGGCAAGAUAAUGGUAUAGAAGACUACAAACCUCGGCCAGGUAAAGUCAGAGAAAUCGCUUCGAGGUUUAAUAGGAAUAGUGCAAAUGUUGGUCAGUCUGUAAAUAGUAGUAAAGGUAGGCCGAAGCCGUUGCAAAGUUACAGCAACCAGGCUUAUUUAGACCACGUGUUCCCUGAUGCUGUAGAAAUUUGAAUAGGCUAGUUUCCUAGAAUUAAAACAGUUAAAUUUCAGUCAAAUUCAAACCUCUAUUUAUGUCACUACAGACAUAUGUAGUAACAUAAAUAAAGGUUUGAAUUUGAAUGAAAUUUAACUGUUUUAACAUCAUAGUUAGGAAGAAUCUCACAAGUUUUGACGCCACGAUCAUUUCUUACGAGCUUACAAUAUUUUUAAGCCUUUGAAUGCUUAAGGUAUUGGGUAAGAUAUUGGGCUGUCGCCGCACGCGUCACGACUUUGGCGAUCAAAAGGCUAUCUAGCUUAAACAUCAAAUUACUUAUAGGUGUCUUGGUGGUUAUUGUGUCUUUUCUUAAAUGCAACUUCAUUGCUGUGAAACAA
Cydia pomonella (codling moth) is the source of this 3116-nucleotide messenger RNA. Its product is annotated as hemicentin-2. Gene Ontology annotation, molecular function: cell adhesion molecule binding. Gene Ontology annotation, biological process: cell-cell adhesion. Gene Ontology annotation, cellular component: cell-cell junction. The record is from RefSeq and is a predicted model, not a curated record. Bases 192 to 2756 code for a protein of 854 amino acids. The transcript is spliced from 15 exons. NCBI's taxonomy places the organism in Eukaryota, Metazoa, Arthropoda, Insecta, Lepidoptera, Tortricidae.